CUCCUGCCAUUUUUGUGCUACGGGCUAGCUUGCUUAGCAAGGGGUCUCCAUCAGCAGGAGGCGGAGAAAGACUGCAGACAAGCAGAGAGAGCAGUCAAAUCAAGAAACUGAACCUUACCUGGAGAACCGGGGGGCUUUUCCACACAGGAAACAGUUAUUAGAAAGGCUGUACAAUGUCCGAUUUUGACAGCAACCCGUUCGCAGACCCGGACUUCAGCAAUCCCUUUCAGGAUCCUUCAGUGACUCAGGUGACCCGGUCUGCCCCUCCUGGUGGUCUGGAGGAGUAUAAUCCCUUCACAGAUGCCAAAACGGCGGCCCCUGGGAAUACUCCCAAAGCGACUCCUGUACCUCCCCAGCAGAACACACAACCUGCCAUCAUGAAACCCACAGAGGAGCCGCCAGCCUACUCACAGCAACAAAGUCAGGACCAAGCACGUGCUCAGGCGGAGUUGUUGAGAAGGCAGGAGGAGCUGGAGAAGAAAGCGGCAGAGCUCGAUCGUCGGGAGAGAGAACUACAGUCCCACGGAGGAGGGCGUAAGAACAACUGGCCUCCACUGCCAGAGAAGUUCCCCGUUGGUCCAUGUUUCUACCACGACAUUGCAGUGGACAUUCCUGUAGAAUUUCAAAAGACCGUGAAGAUCAUGUACAACCUUUGGAUGUUUCAUGCAGGCACGCUCUUUGUGAACAUGUUCGGCUGCCUGGCCUGGUUCUGCGUGGAUGCAUCUCGCGGUGUAGAUUUUGGCUUGGCCAUGCUAUGGUUUCUCCUGUUUACUCCCUGUUCCUUUGUCUGCUGGUACAGACCGCUUUACGGGGCUUUUAGGAGUGACAGUUCAUUCCGCUUCUUUGUCUUCUUCUUCAUCUAUAUCUGUCAGUUUGGCGUUCACGUUUUACAAAGUAUUGGCAUCGCUGGCUGGGGUACAUGUGGUUGGAUCGCAGCUUUAACUGGUCUGAAUGCCAACAUCCCAGUGGGCAUCAUCAUGUUGCUGAUUUCAGCUCUGUUCACUGCACUGUCCGUGGGAUCGCUCAUCAUGUUUAAAAAGGUGCACGCACUGUAUCGUACCACUGGUGCCAGUUUUGAGAAGGCUCAGCAGGAGUUUGCAACAGGGGUCAUGUCUAACAAGACGGUUCAGACCGCAGCUGCCAACGCCGCAGCUAAUGCUGCAACCAAUGCUGCUCGUGGGGCCUUCAAACCUCAGCCAUAAACAGACGCGCCAAUAUACAUGCACACAUGCUCACCAAUACAAGCAUACACUCACACACACUGAAGUUGGAGGUGCACAACUCUGGCCCUGCAGGCUCUCAGAUCAAAGAAAUUCUAUUUAUGAAUGUUGUUAUUCUAAGAUUGCCCUAUUCAUGUCGCUAAAAAAAAGUAACCAGAGUUGUCCACCUUCACUCAAGAUCAAGUUUUAGUAAAAACUCUCCUACAUCCUUCCUGUUCUCAGUCAGAUGGCUAUCUGCUCACAUAGUUGAAUCAUCCACAAAGAGACACAAGUGUGCUCUGAGUGUGUGGGAUUUCAUAAUUUGCUCCUCGUUCCGCGUCCUCCUGUCCCGUUGAGGUGUUUCUAGGUCAGGCAGAGGUUGCAGUUCUAGUAUACCUUAUUUUUGUCAUGGUGAUGACCUCCAGACAGCUUCCUGCCUGGUUAAUUCAGUAUAAAUUAUUGAAAAGUGAUAAUAUGAUCAUGGUGUUUUGCACAUAGUUCUGUUUUCUUGGUUACAAAAUGAAAGUACAGAGUGUGUUAGUAUGGCUGGUCCUGUGCGCGAAUGUGUACUUCACUUAACGAGAACUCAAUGUAGUCGUUGAGAUCUGAAAGUUAAUCUUCCUUGUCCUACAUCUGUGCUUCUAUUCUGAGAUAAAUCGAUUCUGGUAAUUCAAAUAAGUAGAUUUCAGUAUCAUUUAUUUAGAACCCAUCUGUAGCCCUCAGCAGUGACUUGUGAGCUACUUCAAACACUAAAGUGGAAUAGGCCUGUGGCUUCAUAAAAUUUGACAGCAUGAUAAUGACAUGUAUGUUCAGCACACUCCAUGUAGCUGUUUCUCAAAGUCAAUGUGCACUAUUAGCCUUUUCUCUGGUUACAGGUGGUAACUGGUUUUGGGGGAGGAAUGUCAGCCUACCUAUUUUUCCUUAGUUGGCUUAUGUGUGCAGUAAGCUGUGCAGUUAUUGCAUGUCACUGUUUGACUGAUUGAAGAUGUUUGGAUCUUUUUGUGAAGAUACAAUGAACACCCAGGUCAGCAGGGUCACCAAUUCUCACCACAGACCCAAAAGAGGGCCAGUCAGAUGCUUGAUGGCCUGGUGCAACUAAAAAGGGAGAAACAUGAGAAAAACACACUUUUCUUUAUGAACUUUAGGUGUGGCAUUAACUGACUACUGUGUGGCUUCAUCUCAGUUGUUUUUGUAGCACUUCACACUUGGUUAAAAACUAACGCUGCUAUGAGUCUUGUGCUGUCGUGUUUCUUUUUGAAAAAAGACACAUAUUCAUAGGGAUGACGGAGAGAAGUGAACGGCCAGACAGUGGUUUUGAUUUUCCCAGAGAUUAACCUCUAUACAUGAAAAAGUAAAACACUGAUACUGUGUUUACCUCCACUACACAGCUAACAGUCUGUUUGCAUUUUCAUGACAAAGGCAGUCAAACCAGUUGUUUUUCCUCUGUCAGUAGUGGAUUACUGGCAUCAGAAGUUUCAUAUGAUUAAUAUACAAUAAUAACAGUGUUAUUCAGAACUAAGCUGUACAGACCACUGUCACUUCAGUAAAAUAUCGACGUGGUUACAUUUGUCGUGUUUUAGCCCCUCGUAGUGGUGGUGAAAGUCUGAAGCUGUGCACGAUGACUGAUACCGAACAUUAAAGUAGAUGAAACACUCCUGUGAAUAGAACCAAGUUGAAGAUCAGUGAUUUGCCAUGAAAUCAGCCAACACCUCGACAGUAUUGGGUUUUUGGGGAAAUAUUUUUGUUUGAAGUUCAUUGCACUUUCUUCGUUUUACGUUGAACUUAGUGCAAAAGACACAUCUUUUUAUUUAUGGUGUCAUUUAAGUUGUUUUCUUAAGUAGAACCAAAUUUCUUUUGGUUUGAUUUUACAUUAUGUUUUAUGUUUGUAUGGUUUUGUAAUGACAUGAUCAUAGCAUCAGCUAGAUUGAAAAGUGUUUAAUGACUUUGCAACUUGACCCUGCAAGAUCUGCUUGAAUGGAUGAGAAUGUGUAGGAUUGGUAUGAAAGGCCCUCAAAUGUUAUUCUGUCCUGAAAAGCUGUGAGAAAUCUACCAAAUGUCCAUAGAUUUGUUUUUAAAUCUUGGUUUGUGAUGUGUUCCCUUGCCAUGUUUUGCUGUAAGAUAUUACUUUUCUCUUUGCUACAAACACCCACAUGAUUCCCAUGUGUUUAAAGUUUUUGAAAAGUUGUCAAAUGAAGCCAUGCCACAGAGAGUCAUUUCGUGAUGUAUUUGGGCAAGUUGGUCCGCAGUAUAAAACGAUGUAUUUGAAGUUGGCUGACACAUCACUGUGUUUUUGACCCGUGACCAUGUUAUUUCACUGAAUCAGAGAAGAAACAUAUUCAAAAAGGGACACUUGUAUAUUUUGUAAAGUUGAAAAUUUGAUCCCCAUUAUCAAUCACAUGUAAAAAGAAAACGUAAUGCACUCUUGUCUGGCCUUUGUUGCAUGUGAAAUAGUUUGAGUUUUGUAUAUUUAUGGUAUUAACAUGGAAUAAAAUUUGAAAGAAA
Molecule: messenger RNA, 3701 nt
Organism: Eleginops maclovinus (Patagonian blennie)
Lineage: Eukaryota; Metazoa; Chordata; Actinopteri; Perciformes; Eleginopidae
Product: secretory carrier-associated membrane protein 1-like
Exons: 9
Coding region: 174-1202 (342 amino acids)
Biological process (GO): protein transport
Cellular component (GO): recycling endosome membrane; trans-Golgi network membrane
Source: RefSeq, a predicted model, not a curated record